AAAGAACGGAUCAGUUUAUCGCUACAAAAAGGUAUAUCUACAAAACUUCAUGCCUGGUCAGGCAUGUAUAGAUAUUUAGGAUCAUCACAGAUCAAUCAGUUGACAACAUGACACGGUGAACGGCAGAGGUGUUAAACAUGCCAAUAGGUAGUCCUGCUUCGGAUAAAUAUGUGGUAUAUACUUUGGAUAAUAAUGAAGAUACAUGCAGCAGCUCCGGAUUAGAAGAUGGACAAAUAGUGUUCCGUGAUCCCGAACAUGUUUCUUUGCAAGAAAAGCCAGAUUUGAAGAGAAAUGGAAACGGUAGAAUCCGUUCCAUUUCCUUUGAAUCGAGCUCGCACUGGGGACAGAAAGGUUCUAUGCGAAUGAAAUGUUGUUGUUUUUGGAAUAUAAUAUUAGUUAUUGCAUUAGUGUCUGUUACUGUAAAUUUUAUUAUUACACUUGGCGACUAUAAAAACUUAAAAUCAUCGUGGGCAAAUAUAAACAAUACUGCUAAUCAGGCUGAAGCAACACUUAGUACCGUAUCGCCAACGCCCGCUGACGUGAGACAGGAACACAUUAACUUUAAUAGAUACAAGGUUUGUGAAACGUCUGAUUGUAUCCACCAAGCAGCGUCGGUCUUAUCACGGAUGAACACGAACGCAAACCCAUGUGAGGAUUUUUACGAAUUUGCAUGUGGAGGCUUUCAUCACCAAUCACAUCUGUCAUGGGAAAGCCAAAGAGUCCGAGAAGUCCCAGACGUUUUACGGGAGAAGUUCGGAUCUUAUUUAGAAGAUUCAUUGUCAACACCAAUUUCAUCUACUGAAUCAGAAGCUCGCAGAACUGUUAAAGUACUAUAUAGAGAUUGCAAAGACGAGAAAGAAACAUUAGUAACAGCCCGGGAGAAGCUAAGAAAUCUCCUAGUCACCGUGAAGUCCAAUAAUGGGGUGAAUAUGAAAAAUGAGACGAAGAACUACGUCACAAGAUUACUAGCUAUAGUUAUGAAGCAGUAUGGAGCUACGCCUCUCUUCAAAGCAAUAGUUAAGAAAAAUGGAGAUAUCACCAUUACCAACAGAUAUUCCAACGAUUUAGUGGAAGAGUUGUUUGCCCACGGAGUAGAAAUCCCUAGCUUCCGUUACUUAAUGCCUGCAGAUUUCAACUUUAGAUAUCCACCCGAUAAGGUUCUUCAUGCUUAUGAAUAUUUUUUGUCUGAAGCAUUACUUGCUGUAUUCGGGAACACUAGCUUUAAUUCAGAUGUUGAUGGCUUACUCCAAGCAACAAGCGAGGUAUUCGAGUUAGAAAUGUCACUGAAUAAGGUUUGGUAUUCCGACGGUGGAGUUAAUUAUUCGGAAGAAAUAUCGUUUUGCAAAAACAGGAUGACUAUAUCUGACCUACAACGUUUACAUGAAGGAUAUAAUAUCAACUGGAUUUUAUUUUUCUCUACUCUGUUAGAUAAAACAGUGGACGAGAACUUCGAACUAUGCCAUGUUGACUUAGUGUCUGACAUUUCGUCUGUGAUCUCAGAAGCAAAAGUGGAGUUAGUUAUAAAAUACAUUUUAACUCAUACUUUUGUCAAUUCAGAUGUAUAUAAGUAUGUAUAUAGACAUUUUCCAAAAUUUAUUAAAUCAACAAGUGUAUAUAAAACAAAAGAUUCCGAUUAUGAUAAUUCAUAUUGUAUUUCAUUAUUAUCAAAAUAUUUUCCGUUAUCUGCAAUAUUUUUAUCAAACCAGAGCACGUAUUUCGAAAGUGUUUCUAGGAAACUAUUUUCCAGUUUGAAAGAAUCUCUUAUGCAGACUAUACAAGAUCAGUACUGGAUACCAGAGCUACAGCGAAAUGACAUAAUUUCACAUACAAUACAUGUUAAUUUAUCUUUUAAUUGGAAUAACAAUUAUAACAAAGACUAUAGCUAUAUGACUAACAAUUAUCAGGAAAAUGUGAUUGGAGCAUUGGAGAGUAAAUACUCAUCUGACAUGAAAGGAAUUCAUUUUGUUUCCGCAUUCGAUCAAAGUAUUGCAUCGUAUAAUUCCUGGAACAGAGAAAUUGAAAUAUCAUCGUUAGGUUUACAAAAUCCAGUGUUUUACAAUUCCUCUCCUGAGACACUACUUUAUGGGUCUGUUGGAGGUCUUGUAUCACAAGCAUUAGCAGAAGUGUUUGAUUUAAACGCUCUUCUUUCACACUAUAUUAGUGGUACCAUUGACAAAAGUGUCGUGUAUACAAUUGCUCAUCAUCUAGAGUGCUUAGCUGAGUUCUACAAUGCAUAUAAAUAUUCCAAUGAUCAAGGAAGAAUAAUCCAUGUUCGUGGAGAUUUAACAAAAAGCAGUAACUUUAGAGAUAUUUUGUCAAUACAUCUAGCACAGAGAACAUUUCAGAAAGGUCUUCCAUUAGUUAAAGUAUUAGACUUACCUGGUGUUAACUACACAGAGAGUCAAACAUUCUUCAUAUCUUACGCACAGCUUUUCUGUGAAAAAGUGACACCAAAGGGUAUUACCCAAUACUAUGUAAACAACGAAGCUAGUAAGACGCCAUUGCCAAAUGAAUUCAGAAUAAAAGGAAUGAUGUCAAACAUGAAACAUUUUGCUGCUGCAUUCCAUUGUCCAGCUAGUAGUCCAAUGAAUCCACAAAACAGAUGUCCACUGUUUUAACUCGCGCAAUUACAUUUCUGUUGUUAAACUUAGACCCUAUGAUUUGUUAAACAACUUGAUGAUGAUGUUUAUUUCAGUGAUUUACAAAUAAAAUAACUUGACCGAUGGAGAAUUGAAAUUAGGUGCAAUAUUGCCAUACAAAUAUAGUGAUAUCAAAUAUAGUUAUCAACUUGUGUUUGGCUUGAUAACAAUGAUAGUUUGUUUGUAGCUAAAAGUAUCAGUUUUUAUAGAAUUAAUAGUAUGGAAAGGCUUGUAUUGUAUAGUGCUUUAGUUUGUGAAAGUAUUAUGCUGUAUGAUAAAUAGAAAGUAAGUAUGUGUAAUGUGUGUCAUCAGUGUCGUUUAAAACAGUCAGGUUUUUUUAGGUGCUAUUUACGUUAGAAUAUACUUCAAAACUAGUAAAUUGGUACAUCAGUUAUGUAAAAUCUGUCUAUUCUUUUGUUUCUUUUAUAAUAUAACUUCCCUGAAAUCCGUAAAUAUAACAAUUUCAAGAUAGGCGUAUAAAUAACAACAUAAGUGAAAGAAAAGUUAAAAAACGAGACUUUUGAAAACAUUUUAAAGACAAAAAAAGAAUCCUCUAUGGUGAAUUUUGGCUGAGAAAAAAAAGUCAAAGAACAGCUACACAAUCCUUCAACUGAAAAUAUAUAAUGAAAGCUAUAAUUUGAAUCAUGACACUACAGGUCUCUGCACUUCCGCGGAAUUAUAGUCUGCCAACAAAAGUUUCGAUCCAGUUAUAAUUAUAUAAAUGUGCAUUAUUAACUUUAGUGCGAACAACGCGUGUAAGCGAUUCCAUGGUUAACAAAAUAGCUUUGAUCAUACAAUUUAAAAAACCCAACUAAAUGCUGAAUUCUUGAAUUACUGAUGAUGAUAAUGAUUACUGUAUUGAUUGGCGAUCAUGAUUUUAAUUAUCAUUCCCCCAUUUUUUACUUAAAGUUUAUUCACUGGUAUAUUUGAGAUAGGUGAAUGAUACGUUAUGAAUGCAUGUUGAUAAAGGGAAAUGAUAUGUUUGUCAGUAUUAUAUUUUGUUGAUUUGACACCGUAAUAUUUAAUCAUUUUGUUACUUUAUAUAUACAAAUAAAAUUUUAUUGCUAUUUUUCAAA
Mytilus californianus (California mussel) is the source of this 3715-nucleotide messenger RNA. RefSeq names its product membrane metallo-endopeptidase-like 1. Gene Ontology annotation, cellular component: plasma membrane. The transcript is spliced from 15 exons. Gene Ontology annotation, biological process: protein processing. NCBI's taxonomy places the organism in Eukaryota, Metazoa, Mollusca, Bivalvia, Mytilida, Mytilidae. Bases 138 to 2618 code for a protein of 826 amino acids. Gene Ontology annotation, molecular function: metalloendopeptidase activity. The record is from RefSeq and is a predicted model, not a curated record.